AAGCAAAUUCCUAAGAUAAUAAAAUGUGAGGCUGGAUGAACACAGCAGGCCAAGGAGCAUCUCAGGAGCACAAAAGCUGACGUUUCGGGCCUAGACCCUUCAUCAGAAAUUCCUAAGACAGGCGAACUACAACUCCCAUAGAGUAUAGCGCAAAGCGCGUCUGCGCUAUACAGGGAUAGGUCGGCUCCCCAAGUCAACCGUUAGGGGUGGGGUCCUACGGCCAAGAGGUGGAGGCGACGAAUCAGCCAUUAACUGGCAGGUGGACCUCUUAGAAGUAAAGCUUUCGUGACAAUCAAUGCGGAACCUGACUGCGCUGGCGGCGGCCUGUUUUUGUGUCCUCGCCAUUAUUAUCGCUUUCGGACUGAAGCCUGGCCGAAGUCCCGGUGGCCUGCUUCACUUUCGAGAGUGGACAACAGAUCAGUUCGAUAUUGUGAUAGGUAUACUGUCAGCUCGACACCACUAUGAGUUACGCAAUGCCCUCAGAAAUACCUGGCUGGGGCAUCUACAGCAUCUAAACCAGCGUGUCCUUGCAAAGUUUAUAAUUGGUACUUUUGGCUGUGACAUUCCUGAUGAGGACAGAGAGGAUCCCUAUUCCUGUCAGCUGCUCAACUUUACAAAUCCAGUUAUAGGCCAGGAAGUUGAAGCUGUCAGUCUGUUUGGAACUACUGCUUCAACAUUGCUGGGGAGCAAGGUUUCAAAGAUUGACUUCCGAGUUCUCCAUCCCAUCAUUAUUACAAGACUUGGGGUAUUCCAUGAUCAGAGAGGAACAGGUUUUCAUCAGAAUCUCACUGUCCGACUCUACCAAACCACAUUGGAGGAGGUGAUUGCCAGUGCCCGCUUCAGUCCACUCAGCUCUGGAGUACAAGUGAACCAACUGUGGUAUAAACCAGUGGAAAGAUUCCUUUUACCUAAGGGCUUUGAAGGCACCAUUGCCUGGGAGUGCCAAGACUCUGAAUACCUCGUUACCACAAACCUCACUGAUGUUGUGCUUGACAGUGGAGGAGGUGUUCUCAGAUUCUCUGCAGCUCAGCUUCAGGCAGAGAAGCAGGUGAUCCAGGAUGGAUUUGGACAGAAUGUGGCUGCAGUGGCUGGGGGCUUUACCUACACCAUCCAUGAUGGUGCUACUCUCCUGGAAAGCCUCGCCACUAGGCCCAAGCGCCUUCAAAACCACAAAAAUAAACUCAGGGAAGAAGAUGCUAACUUACAAAAAGAAAGCCAAACCUACCAGGAUAUUGUUUUUGUGGAUGUGAUAGACACAUACAGAAAUGUGCCGCACAAGCUGCUACAGUUUUAUCAGUGGUCUGUGGAGUCAUCGAGCUUCAAGCUCCUAUUAAAAACGGAUGAUGACUGUUAUGUCGAUGUGGAGGCGGUACUAGAGAGAGCAGGAGAGAGACUGGGAGCUACGAAUGUGUGGUGGGGAAAUUUCAGGCAGAAUUGGGCAGUGGAUGGUAGCGGGAAGUGGAUGGAGCUAGAGUACCCAAGUCUGGUCUAUCCGGAUUUUGCAUGUGGUUCUGGUUAUGUCGUCUCUCACAACUUAAUUCAGUGGCUAGCAGAGAACGCCAACACACUAAAAGUCUAUCAGGGUGAAGACGUCAGCAUGGGCAUUUGGAUGGCUGCAGUUGGACCACAACGACAUCAGGAUCCUCGCUGGCUGUGUGAAAAAAAGUGUCUACACGGUGCUCUAUCAUCCCCACAGUACUCUCCAAAGGAGUUGCUUGAGUUGUGGAAGAACAAGGAGGAGUGUGGAAACCCCUGCCACUGUCAAAAAUGAGAUUGCCAGUGAAUUUUCAGCAAGUCACAGCAAAUGUCAAAAAUCUUUUUGGCUCGGGUAAUCUUCAUUGUGAGUCAGCACAUCACAUUUUACUUCACUUGUCCAUCUACAGUCUGUCCUUUAAUGAAAGAUGAGGAAUCAAUCUUGAUAAACUGGCUAACAGUUGAACUGAAACUGUGUUCAUAAAAGGAGCCAUCUAUCUUAUCUUCCAACUCCACUAGCCCCAUGGGUUUUUAACUGUUACUGAGCUCGCACCAUUUUCAGGUUGAUUCUGAACUGGCACUGUAUCAUCAGUGUCAUCGGCUGUACACAGCCUUCCUGAGUGUUUCAACACAAGACGUUAACAGAAGAUCAAUCAAACAAAAGGUAGAAAAACCUACAUAUUUUUGUAAGUGAGGGAAAAUGUUUUCCAAAUCAUUUUCUAUCCUCCCACCACACCAAACUACACCACAUUAAUUAGAAUCAAGAAAAGGAACAGAAAAUAAAUGAUACUUCAAGAGGUAAGGAGUGGAAAAUGUUUUAAGCAAUAAAUGUAGUGAACUGGAUAAAGUACAAAACAGAAAGGAGUUAAUGGGUGUACACCCAAAUUGAUGGUAUUCCUCAGGGGCCUUAGUUUUUUUGUAUUGUGGUUACCAAUGACAUAAAUGAAAAGAGACUCAGAUAUUCAAGUAUGCUGAUAACAUUAAAUUAGGUAGCAGAGCUCGGUAGUGUAGAAUGCACCCCAUUUGUAACUUUAAGAUUGCAGUUUGGAAAAACUGGCAGAUGGGAGCUCAUGGUGGGCAAGUGAUGAAAAAGGCAAAUAGGUGGUAAUGGUGAUAGGUUCGGAAGGUACUGCCAAAGAAAUUUCAAAUUCCUGCAAUGCGAUUUGUAGAUUUCAUCGCUACUGCCACUGUGGUGAAGUGAGUGAAUACUGGUUGUGGAUGUGGUGGCAAUCAAAUGCCUCCUUAGUACUGGAUUAUGUCAAGCUUCGGUAUUGUUGGAGCUGCAAUUAUCAAUGUAAGUAGGGAAUAUUCCAUCAUACUUCCAAGAUGUGUCUUUUAGAUGGUCGGCAUGUAGUGGGGAAUCAAGAUAUGAAUUAAUCACCACAAAAUUCCUAGCUUCUGAUCUCUGUAUUUAGUCAAACUUGAUUGAUUGAAUUUUUUGAGAACAUGCCAAAAAGACUGAAAACAGUGAUAGAUGUUGUCUACAUAGACUUUUGAAGGCCUUUACUAUAUAGUCUACUAUGUGGAAUGUUGUCAGAUCACAUGGAAUUCAGGGAGAGUUUGCCAAUUGAAUACAAAAUUGGCUUGCCGAUAGGAGACAGGGGGUGGUGGAGAGUUGUUUUUUGGACUGGAGCCUGUGACCCAGUGGUGUUCCGCAGGGAUUGGUGCUGGGUCUACUGUUGUUUGUCAUUUAUAUAAACAAUUCAGAUGAGAAUUUAGGAGGCAUGGUUAGUAAGUUUGUAGAUGACACCAAAACUGACAUUAUAGUCAGCUGUGAAGGUUUUCUGAGGUUACGAAGGGGUCUUGAUCAAUUGGGCCUAUUGGCUGAGGAGUGGCAGAUGGAGUUUAAUUUGGAUAAUUAUGAGGUAUUGCAUUUGGUAAAACAAACAAGGGCAGGACUUAUUCAGUUAAUCGUAGGGCUCUGGGUAGUGGUCCACAACAGACAGACCUAGUGGUUCAGGUAUAUAGUUCUUUGAAAGUUGUAUCACAGGUAGACAGGGUGGUUAAGAAAGUGUUUAACAUGUUUGCUUUCAAUGUUCAGACCUUUGAGUACUGGAGUCGAAACACCAUGUUGUGGUCAUAUAGGAUGUUGGUGAAGCCACUUUGAGUACUCUGUACAGUUUUGGUCGCCCUGCUACAGGAAGGAUAUUAUUAAAUUGGAGAGUGUUCAGAAAAGAUUUAGAUGUUGCUGUGACUGCAGGGUUUGAAUUAUAAGGAUUGGCUGGGGCUUUUUUUUCACCGAAGUGACGGAGGUUGGGGAGUGACCUUUAAAGAGGUUUAUAAAAUCAUGAGAGGCAUUGAUAAGGUGAAUAGCGAGGGUCUUUCCCCCUUGGUGGUAUGUUUUUAAGGUGACAGAAGAAAGAUUUAGAAAGGACAUGACUGUUUUUAAAACAGAGAAUGGUUCAUACGUGGAAUGAUCUGGCAGAGGAAGUGGUAGAUGCAGGUACAGACACAACAUUUUUAAAAGACAUUUGGAUAGGUACAGGGAUAGGAAGGGUUUAAGAGGGAUAUGGACCAUUGCAGUCAAGUGGGACAAGUUUAGUUUGGAAAAUUUGGGAGUUGGACCAAAGGGUCUGUUUCCGUGCUUUAUGACUGUAUGGGUUUAACUCAAGUAGCUAAUUAGUGAACCAGGUACCAUGUUGACAGGCAACUGAGAUUGGGACAGCUAACCCUUGCUGAAAGGGUCUGGAUGUUUACGUAGUACGUAGGAUAGUUCAGAAGUGAUCUUAUUGAAGAUUUAGAAUCUUCUUGGGAAAUAUUAAAGUUAAAUAUUAGCACAAGUCAAUAGGAGAAAAAAUUUAAGCUAAGACAAAAAGUGCCUACAAAAUUAAAAUUAACGUUUACCAGUUUCAUGCUGUGAGUGGUAAUAUAUAAUAAUGUUCCCAACUAUGAGGGGAAGAGCAGGAUGCUGGUGGCAGAAGCUGUUGUAAAUCAUGUUUGUUGGGAAGUGGGUCAGAGGCUGGAUAGUCCAUCAAGACGAUGAUCAACCACCUUGCUACAGAUUAUCAUACAAACACAACCAUUAAACAUGCAAUAGGACUGCUUUUGUCCGAUGUAAAUUGGGCACUAAGUAAAACCAGCCCUCAAUGCAAUGCCACCGAAUUACAGUUCCUGAACAGUAACACUAAAUAAAGGAAUGAAAACAUGACAGCAGCAAAAACCUUUUAUUAUAUUUGCAUAGGUUCCUCAUACAAAUAUGCAACAAUGUCAAAUGUAAUCCGAACUCUUGUAAUCCACAACUUUUUACAUAAAACACCUUUAAAGAUGUAGGAGACUCUACUUUCCAGACAGAAAGCUUUAAAUGAGAGUAAUAUUCUACACAUUCUGAGAUAUUAUGAACCCUGGAGGUGACAUACUCAAAAUGGUGGAAUCUGCAAAGACAGAAGUUAAUGUUUCUGAUCCAACUAACCUACCUUGGAGUUUAGGCCACACGUACUUAGUUUAUAAGGUCUGAGGCAACAGGCAUGCUACAAAAAGGGACAGGGGUAGGAAGAUCAGUUUUCAACUGUCACUUUUACUGUUUCAAGAUGUAAAUAGUUUAUUGGUUUUAUUUUUCAAUCUUUCAAAUGUCUGUCUCAACAUCACACAAGGAAAUUGAGAAGCAUAGUACAGCCCAGCCUCUGGUGACAUAUUCUACUGUUAGGAAACACUCUUAACAGUUCAUACAAAACUCCAGCACGUUCCCACAUUACAACAACCCUCAAAAGUGAACUGUCGUCUAGUCUCUAUUCAAGGGCAAAGUCUAGAAUUGGAUUAUGUGGUCACAUUGUAGGUGUGGAUAUAUAGAUGUUAAAAAAAACUAAUACUAGUCUAUUUAAUUAACUUAAAACAAUGCAGGAUAUAUACAAUGUAAAAAUUAUACUUUAUGGCAGGAAUGACCAUAAACUGAAAUAUGCAUUAUUCCCAACAGCUUCCACUUUCUGAUAGAGUGCUAUUUGAUGCAGGAUUUAUAAAUAUAUCUUCCCCAAUAAUACGUAGAACAUUAUUCUCUUUUUAAAGCUUUAUCACUCCUUCAACAUUUUCCUCUGCUCUGUGCAAUAUAGCUGGGAGGACAAGAUGCUUUCAGCAUGAGUCCAUUCUACAGUCACUACCAAGACAGUUCCAGUUUAAGCACUACAGGUUCAUAUUGUAGGGGCAAGGAGGAAUUUUGGGUGUGUAAGUGUAUUCAGCUAAGAAUUAUCUAAACUCAUGUACAGAAGGUAGCUGGAGUUAAAAUGCUUAUUAAGCGUAUGAAUCAGAGUCCGAUCCAUUAACAUUAAGGCCAAAUGCCAGAACUACCAAAAGACACAACGUUGAACCUUUCAAAUCAUUUCAAAUUAUAGUGGUUUGGAACCAUUACUGUACAAACAUUGCUGGAGUAUGAGGUUAACCACUGAAAGAGUGCAUUAGAAUAAUCAGUAAAUAUUUGGUGCCAUCGCUAAAUAGAACAUGUUAAUUUUAGAACUGUUAUAAACCACAUCUUCCAGACGGUUUAUCCUGUAACGAUAAAUCUUAUUUUUUUUACCAAAAACAAUUAAAUACAAAGUUGAGAGUUUUGAUACAGGUGCAAAUUAUAAUGUGGACAUUGUAAACUCCAUAUCACAUUCUGUAGCUUCAAGGCUGGCACAAAACGAAAUCGCUGUCCACUGACAGGCAACUAGCCAGCAUUAUUUUAAGUUCAGACAUAAAGAAGUAAUGCCUCCAAAGUUGCAUGUAUGGGAUCACAUUCUUGAAUAGUGCUGGGACCGUGUUAAAAAUACCUUCACUCAAGGUUCUGUGUUACGGUUCCUUUCCUUUAUAUAUAACCUGCUAAGUCAAUGCAGCUACCAUCGCACUAAUAUGCAGUCUCCACUUUCUAUGGAGUAGUAUGAAAGAGGCUUUAGGUCAUUAUCCAUAUCUAUUUCCAUGUCCAUCUAAGAAAAAAAAAGUUAAAAGAUUAGUUGUAGAAUUAUUAAUUACAGAAUAUACCACAUAUACUUGUGUAAAGUCAAUUCCUGAGAUCAAAUUUUCACUCAAAAAGUAGAUAGUUGACUUAAUAGUUUAAUAUUUUUGAGGGAUUAAAAUCCAGCUUCUGCUAUUGUCUCACUACCCAACUCUUUAUGGCAGUACAUCAGUCGGAUGUUCCCAGGUCAAAAACUGUUCUCACCAAUCGACCCUCAAAAAGAGCUAGAAAAUAUUUUUAUUAUUCUGCACAGACAUAAGGAGCUGAACAGUCAUCUUUGAAUGAGCAGGUUUGGACAAGGGCCAGUUUGAAUUCAAUUGGCAAGUGGUGAUGAGUAGAAGAAUUGGAUUUUUCAGGGAUUGACUUUUAGAAAACAUCAACAAUUACUUGAGUUUAUACAGUAUACUGAUCUUUAUUAAAAGAACAAUGUACCCUCAUUGAGUUCUCAUCGAGAAUUCAGUUUAUUUCUUCAAUAAUAAUCUUCAACUUUCUAUUGCUGUAUGAUUGCCAGAAUCUAUAAUGUUUAAAAGUGAAAUACAAAAAAUAUUUUAUACCAGUAUUGCAAAGUGUUGCUUCAGUCUUGACAUUGCCUAAAUGAGGCAUAUUAAAGCAAUCCUGUUCCUGGUUAAGAAUCUGGCUGCUACUGCUGCAUUGGUAGAGACCGCUCAAUCAUCCCCACCUUUUCCUUAACGAUCAGCUCUCCACUAUCUUCAUCUACAAACAAUAUUGUCUAGUGGGUAAGCCACUAGAUAGGAACUGGGUGGCAGUUUGCAAAAAUACUGCAGUGUGUGUGAGCAUAAUACUUCACAAUACUGUACAGCAGCUCUUUCACAAUGGAGGCCUUCACUCCAAGUAACCUAUGGCUGCAUAGUCACAGUUUAGAUUUUACAGGCUGGAAACGGACAAUUACAAGGUCAAUGUAAAACAAAAUUGUGUGGUGUCCAGUUGUGAUGCCAAUUACACUACUUGAAUGAUUUUGCUCUGCCUCCCAAGUUGCAUUUUACUCCUGAGUUACAAGUUUAUUCUCUUCUACUUCCUUCUAAAUAUAAGCUACAAGAACUGCAAAGUGCUGAAAAGGCAUAGAACUGCCCUACUUGUGACACUGAGUGAAUAGAGACAAGAACUGUCCCUUUCCUAACCCAGUCUGUUUGAGAACCUGUUUGAAAUCAACUACUUUGGCAAAUUCCCAAAAUCAAUUCCUGCCCUUGAAUGGCUCAACAAAUCAGAGUGAUAUCAUUCUACGAUGGAUCAAUUUUUGAUGUUCAUCUUACUCAUUAUGAGUUUGAGUUUCAUUGUAAAUCAGAUUAUGAUUAAAACAACAGUGAAAUACGCUGACAUUUUAACAUGGCAUGUCUCACCUUUGAGCUGAUGUACGUCAACUUUAGUUCUGUACCCGGAACUUUGAGCAAUCGAUGGAGCAGCCCCCUCACUUUCUGAAUGGUCAUGGAGUCUACAUCAGCCAGUAGAACACAAAGUUCAGUUUAUUAGCAAAUGGUUCCAAAGCUUUAGACUCUAAGGCUUAGAGUCAAUAACAGCUUAGACUUAAACAGACGUACAAUGUUGUAUAAGUUCUAAAGUGCUUCACAGAGCAACAAACUGAUAAAUUUUGGUUUAAGAAAUAUUAGGACAGAACUUGAUCAAAGAGGUAGAUUUUAGGAAUGCAUUAAAUUAAGACAGUACUAUUGAGAUAUUUAGAGAGAAGAUUCCAAUGCUUAGGACCUUAAAUAGCUAGAGCCAAGAACACCACUGAUGCAACAAUUAAAAUUGUGGAUGGAGAAGAGGUUGAAAUUGAAGCAAUUCAAAUAUCAUUGUCAAUGAUAGGACAGGAGGAGAUUAGAACUUGAGAGAGGGUUGUAGGGCUGGAUGAAGUUAUGUAGAGGGGGAAGGUUGUAGGGGCUGGAUGAAAUUACAGACAGAUGAAGAGUUAUAGGUGCCAGAGGGGGGUACAGUGACAGAGGGUUUAUGGUCUGAAGGAAGUAAGAAAGAGGGAGGGAAGGCUGUAUGGCCUACAGGAAGUUAGGGAGAGAUGUAGGUUUUGGAGGAGGUUAGAGUGAGGGAUGCUUGAGGGGCUCAAGGGGUUAUGGAAGGAGGGUUGUAACAGUUGGAGGAGAUUAGACAGAGUGGCAAGGCUGUAGGAAGUUACAGAUGAGAGUAAAAAAAUGGCACAUUGUAAGGAGGUGUAAUUAGUUUGCUUUUAUUUUGGCAUGGUAGAUUAGAAAUUUAUUUCUCACCUGGCAGUUUCUUCUCUAACAGUUUUUGAUCUGGGCUGUCUGGACACCUAAUAGUCAAAGCUGUUGAGGCAAAUUAAUAAACAAUUUUCUUGAAUCUGUCUUACCACUCACUUCACCUGUUUCCUCUUUGAGGGCUACACUGAGCACAAGAAAGAAACAAGUUCCUAAAAUGCUUUCACUUCAGUCAGGUGGAACUUUUUCUUCCCAGAACAAAACAAAAUCUAGUUUUUCUGGAUUUU
Molecule: messenger RNA, 8864 nt
Organism: Stegostoma tigrinum
Lineage: Eukaryota; Metazoa; Chordata; Chondrichthyes; Orectolobiformes; Stegostomatidae
Gene: b3galnt2
Product: beta-1,3-N-acetylgalactosaminyltransferase 2
Exons: 12
Coding region: 296-1771 (491 amino acids)
Cellular component (GO): membrane
Molecular function (GO): hexosyltransferase activity
Source: RefSeq, a predicted model, not a curated record